GAGGAGCCUCGGCCGGUUGCUGUGAAGAUGAGUGUGGCGGUGGGUGCACUGGGUGUCGGGGAGCUGAGCCUCGCUCAGCAGGGCCUCGCCCAGGGCACCCCGACUGCCUCGCUGCCCAUCAACUGCACCGCCGAGGACUGCGAUUUUAUGUCCGGGUCAGUGGCCACGCUAGACUGGCAAGGAAACGAAACAUGGCUGCAGGGCAACGUCUCGGGGAAUGCCACCCUGGCCGACGGGGACGUGUACUUCAUGGCAGCCAUAUCCGUCGUGCUCGGCAUUAUGAUCCUCAUCACCAUCAUAGGCAAUGUGUUCGUGAUCGCUGCCAUCCUCCUGGAGCGCAACUUGCAGAACGUGGCCAACUACCUGAUUGUCUCGCUGGCUGUGGCGGACCUCAUGGUGGCGUGCCUCGUCAUGCCGCUGGGCGCAGUUUACGAGGUAAGCAAGGUUGGACUACGGAUCAACAUUUUUCUAGAGCAACUUCGCGGUAUGGCCCGUGCGGCUUGAGAAGGCGCACACUUU
Frankliniella occidentalis (western flower thrips) is the source of this 519-nucleotide messenger RNA. Its product is annotated as 5-hydroxytryptamine receptor-like. The record is from RefSeq and is a predicted model, not a curated record. Lineage: Eukaryota; Metazoa; Arthropoda; Insecta; Thysanoptera; Thripidae. Gene Ontology annotation, cellular component: membrane. The transcript has 4 exons. The coding region runs from base 28 to 504 and encodes 158 amino acids. Gene Ontology annotation, molecular function: G protein-coupled receptor activity. Gene Ontology annotation, biological process: adenylate cyclase-activating adrenergic receptor signaling pathway.